Momordica charantia (bitter melon) is the source of this 1786-nucleotide messenger RNA. RefSeq lists its product as uncharacterized. The record is from RefSeq and is a predicted model, not a curated record. Lineage: Eukaryota; Viridiplantae; Streptophyta; Magnoliopsida; Cucurbitales; Cucurbitaceae. Gene Ontology annotation, cellular component: membrane; GPI-anchor transamidase complex. Gene Ontology annotation, biological process: attachment of GPI anchor to protein.
AGUCUGGAGAGAGACUCCAUUUCAGUAGCUUGUUUGAAGAGAAGGCACAGGAGAGUUCGAAAUGAAGACGAAGGAGCGAAAUGAAGAGAAAGAGAAGAAAAGGAAAGGAAAAUUUUGGAUAUGGAUGAUUUUAUCAGUGAUUUUCCGGCUCAUUCUGAUAUAUUUCCCCAAUCUGAAUCUGUUUUCUCGACCCGAAGUCUCCACACCUCUGACCAGCAUUCGUCGAUUGGCUGAGGGUUACUGGUUGAAGCAGUCGUCAAUGUCUCCCUACGCAGGAUCUAUGUACCAUGGCUCUCCUAUGUUACUGUCUCUUCUUGGGCCACUGACUGUAAAAAGUGAUCUAUUUUGUGGUGAUGCAGAAUUGAAGGGCAACCAGACCAUCUUUUAUGCAGAUGUUUUGAGCGCGCUGCUUAUUCGUGCAAUUGGUCAGAAUCUUCAGAGGGCAUACUAUCAGAGUUUGAGAUUGCUAAAGAUUAACCUAUCAAAAAAUUCAGAGAUCUUCCCUGCUGGGGAUAUUGCAUCUCUUGUGUACUUAUGGAAUCCUUUCACAAUAGUUGCAUGUGUGGGUCUAUCCACAUCUCCGAUCGAAAAUCUAGCAGUUGUGCUUACUCUCUUUGGAGCAUCUAAAGGACAAGUUUCGUUGGCUGCAUUUGGAUUUGUCAUGGCAACUCAUCUAUCUCUUUAUCCUAUAAUUUUGAUAAUUCCGGUAGUACUUCUACUAGGUAAUGGCUUAGAUGCUCCUCCUAGGAAAUUGUUCUCGCAAAAGAGUUGUAGUAGAGGCGUUGAUGGACCUUCAAGUGAUAGCUGUAGUCGGCAAGAAGAAAUGAUCAAUCAGCCUGAGCCAAACAUUUUCUCAUUGAGACCAGUUAUAUAUUUCUUGUUGUGGGUUUCUUUAUUUUCUACGUAUCUGCUGCUUCUUUGCGGUGUAUCUCUUAAACAGUUUGGUGGGCUCUGGGAGAUGUUUAGAAGCACAUAUGGCUUUAUUCUCACUGUGCAAGAUUUGUCUCCAAAUAUAGGGGUUCUAUGGUACCUUUUUGCAGAAGUGUUUGAGUUCUUCAGGGAUUUUUAUUUAAUAGUCUUCCAUAUCAAUAUUUUGUUUAUGAUAAUGCCAUUGUCCAUACGGCUCCACCAUCGACCCUUGUUUCUGGCUUUUGUGCUUCUUUCCGUCUCUGCAAUGUUGAAGUCUUACCCUUCGGUGGGGGACUCGGCUCUGUACUUAAGUUUUAUGGGAUUGUUUGUAGAUGAAUUAGUUGACUUGGAGUUCUCCUUCUUCCUAUUCUGCGGGUAUAUUGGGAUUUCCCUGCUUAGCCCUGUAAUGCACAACCUUUGGAUAUGGAGGGGGACUGGCAAUGCCAAUUUCUACUUUGCAAAUGCAAUGGCCUAUGCUUGCUUCCAGAUUGUUUUAGUGGUUGAGAGUGUAAGUACAAUGCUGAAUCACGACCGGAAACUAAGGAAGCUGUCUGCAGUGAAGCUUUCAUAAUAGCUUAGUCAUAGAUAGCACCAAAACAACCUCAAAGAAAGAUCAUCUCAGGCUGCUCGAUUUCAUUGGACAACUUUUGAGUUCCAGAGAUUCAAUUUCCAUGUAGAAUCAAAAUCAACCUCGGGACUGCUGUGGGAGACAUUAUGUCAUUUGUAAAGUCACUGAAAGUUUUGUAUCUCUCUCAUUAUGUCUCUUUUUUAAAAGGAAAUUUCUCAAGUCCUUUAAUCUUGAAGUUUUAAUUUUACCAAAUUGAGAUAAAUGGUAAUAUUGAAUUAUUCAUCAAUAUAGAUAUUAUUUGUCUUGAAA